AUGGCGUGCACCAAGAGGCUGCAGGAGAGGGUGCUCCUGCGGAGGACGGCCUGGAUACUCGCCGAGUUCGUCAUCCUCUUCCUCCUCCUCGCCCUCCUCGCCCGCCGCGCCGCGUCGCUGGGGGAGGACCGCGGCGCGGCUCCGACGUGGCUGGCCGCGCUCGCGCUGGUCUGCGAGGCGUGGUUCGCGUUCGUCUGGGCGCUCGGCAUGAACUGCAAGUGGAGCCCCGUCCGGUUCGACACGCGCCCGGACAACCUCCUCCCCGGGGAGCUCCCGGCGCUGGACAUGUUCGUCACCACGGCCGACCCGGCGCUGGAGCCGCCGGUGAUCACCGUCAACACCGUGCUCUCGCUGCUUGCCCUCGACUACCCGGACGUCGGCAAGCUGGCGUGCUACGUCUCCGACGACGGCUGCUCGCCCGUCACCUGCUACGCCCUGCGCCAGGCCGCGGAGUUCGCCGCCCUCUGGGUGCCCUUCUGCAAGAGGCACGGCGUCGGGGUCAGGGCACCUUUCAUGUACUUCUCUUCAGCGCCGCCGGAGGCUGGCACGGGCGCAGGCACGGCCGGCCGCGAGUUCUUGGAAAGCUGGGCAUUCAUGAAGAGCGAGUACGAGAAGCUGGUCACCCGAAUCGAAAACGCCGACGAGGGAUCCAUUCUGCGGGACGCCGAGUUCGCCGACUUCAUUGACGCCGAGCGCAGGAACCAUCCUACAAUCAUUAAGGUUCUGUGGGAUAACACCAAGAGCAGAAGAACAGGACAAGGAUUCCCACAUCUGGUGUACGUCUCAAGAGAGAAGAGCCCCAAACAUCACCACAACUUCAAGGCAGGCGCCAUGAAUGUUCUUACAAGGGUGUCAGGUGUGAUGACCAACGCGCCCAUCGUGCUGAACGUGGACUGCGACAUGUUCGCCAAUAACCCGCAGGUCGCCCUGCACGCCAUGUGCCUCCUGCUAGGGUUCGACGACGAGACAGAGAGCGGGUUCGUCCAGGCGCCGCAGAAGUUCUACGGCGCCCUCAAGGAUGAUCCCUUCGGCAACCAGUUAGAGGUUGCAUUCAAGAAACUUGGAUACGGAGUCAAUGGGAUCCAAGGAUUUUUCUACGCUGGGACGGGCUGUUUUCACCGCAGGAAAGUCGUUUACGGCGUGCCGCCACCAGAUACCGUCAAACACGAGAGAACAGGUUCACCUUCUUACAAGGAGCUGCAAAUCAAGUUUGGGAGCUCAAAGGAACUGAUAGAAUCAUCUAGGAACCUCAUCUCACGAGGAGACGUGCUAUCGCUAGAUAUAUCGAGCCGCGUCCAAGUGGCAAAACAAGUGGGCGCCUGCAACUAUGAGGCUGGCACAUGUUGGGGCCAGGAGAUUGGCUGGGUUUACGGAUCAAUGACAGAAGACAUACUGACUGGGCAGCGGAUCCAUGCCACAGGAUGGAGAUCCGCGUUGAUGGACACCAACCCACCUGCAUUCAUGGGAUGUGCUCCGACCGGCGGACCAGCAAGCCUGACCCAGUACAAGAGAUGGGCAACAGGGCUUCUCGAGAUACUCAUCAGCUGGAACAGCCCAAUCCUCCGCUCCAUCUUCGGGCGCCUCCAGCUCCGGCAAUGCCUUGCCUACAUGUUCAUAUAUGUGUGGCCCGUGAGGGCGCCUUUCGAACUCUGCUACGCGCUAAUGGGACCAUUCUGCCUCCUUACAAACCAGUCUUUCUUGCCUAAGGCAUCCGAUGAAGGUUUCCGCAUCCCACUUGCUCUGUUCUUGACCUACAACAUCUACAACUUGAUGGAGUACAAGGAAUGCGGGCUCUCAGCUCGUACCUGGUGGAACAACCACAGGAUGCAACGCAUCACCUCGGCCUCUGCAUGGAUCCUAGCGUUCCUCACCGUGCUCCUCAAGACUAUGGGACUCUCUGAGACCGUGUUCGAGGUCACGCGCAAGGAAAGCAGCACAUCCGAUGGCGGCGCGAGCCCCGACGACACUGAUCAGGGGCUUUUCACCUUCGACUCGUCGCCUGUCUUCGUCCCAGUGACCACACUCUCAAUCUUGAACAUUGUUGCAAUAGCUGUUGGGGCAUGGCGUGUGGUGGUCGGGACAGCGAGGGGAACUCCCAGUGGUCCAGGAAUUGGGGAGUUCGCGUGUUGUGUCUGGAUGGUGUUGUGCUUCUGGCCAUUCGUGAGAGGGCUUGUGAGCAGUGGAAGGUACGGAAUCCCGUGGAGUGUCAAGGUGAAGGCUAGUUUGAUUGUGUCUGUGUUUGUACACUUCUGCACAAGGAACUAACAUGUGGGCCUGUGGGGCAUCGAAAUAUUAGAAGCUUGAUCUUGGUUCUGCUUAGAAUAACUAUUGGAAGUU
Messenger RNA from Lolium rigidum, 2337 nucleotides. Its product is annotated as cellulose synthase-like protein H1. The record is from RefSeq and is a predicted model, not a curated record. The transcript is spliced from 8 exons. The coding region runs from base 1 to 2265 and encodes 754 amino acids. Gene Ontology annotation, biological process: cellulose biosynthetic process; plant-type primary cell wall biogenesis. NCBI's taxonomy places the organism in Eukaryota, Viridiplantae, Streptophyta, Magnoliopsida, Poales, Poaceae. Gene Ontology annotation, cellular component: plasma membrane; trans-Golgi network. Gene Ontology annotation, molecular function: cellulose synthase (UDP-forming) activity; mannan synthase activity.